UCCUGUCAUCCACCGGGUGAAAAGUGAAAGUAAACGAACAGCGAGGAAGAUUCCACCUUCACAGAGAAAAAAAAAAACACAACUCUUUUGUUGAGUGAAUGUGACCCUGGUACCGGUCGAGCAGAGCACAGCUGAACGGGAGGAGAUUCACGGGAAGGAGAAAAGAAAACUCUUCGAGUUUCUCUUCUACUAAAAUGAAAGUUACAAUGACUGGUUUAGGUUUUGCAAUGCUUCGGGAGUGAUUCACCUGUGGCUCCCUCCCCUGUGGACAAGGUACAGUGGAGGAUAUAACAGCUGUUUUUACGGGACUGACUUCACAUGAAAUCUGUCACAGAAACGAUCAGCUGAUUUCACUUCCCUAUGUCCACGAUGUCUGACUUCAAAACCAUCGUUUUCUUUGACUUGGAGACCACUGGAUUAGACACUACUGUGUGUGACAUCAUCCAGUUGUCAGCCGUCUGUGGGGAGAGGGUCUUUAAUGUCUACACCGUCCCCCGCCGCGAGCUCACUGAGAGCGCCCGAAAAGUCACAGGCUUCACCGUCAGUGAUGGCGUCCUGUCUCUCAAAGGGAGAACUGUGGACACCAUCCCUCUGGUCGAGGCUCUGACCUCCUUCAUCGCCUUUCUUCGCUCCUUCCGCCACCCUCUGCUGCUGGCAGCGCACAGUGCCCGGCGGUUUGAUGCACCGGUGCUCAUGAGAGUGCUGCGACAGAUCUCCCUGCGGCAGGAGUUCCUGCAGGUGGUGUCGGGGUUUCUGGACACCUUCCUGCUGAGCAAGAAUGUCUUUUACGAUGUGGCCAGUUAUUCUCAGGUCAAUUUGGUCGACCACUUCCUUGGACAGACCUACGACGCCCACAACGCUGUGGAAGACGCCCGGAUGCUGCAGAACCUGUUCAACAGUUGGAGCCUUAACAGACGGACUGUCUCGAGGUUCAUCUACAACGCGGCGCUUUCAUUUUAACAAAGCUACAGAAAUCAAUCUGACCAAAACAACCAAAAUAUUUUAUUUAUGAUAAAAAGCAUUGUGUUGUCAUCAUGCACCCUCAGGUGGUUUGACGUGCAUAUUUUGGAUGUUCAGUAUAAGAAAACAGGUGAUGGUUAAAUUAUCUUUGGUGUGUUAGGAGAGAAAUAAUGAAUGUCAUAACCUAAAAAUACAGGCAUGUAUAAUUUUUAUUCUGUGAAAUGAUUUAUAUUUAGUUUUUAAGCUUUUUUUCUAACUCACUGUAACAUGUCUCAUCUUCAUAACUGUGGUACUCUUUGUGCCUCUGGUGAAUUGUUGCACUUUUUUCAAACAUAGACAAUAAACAUCAUGUAAUUUUUAUAACCAACUUGGUGCUUUUUUUUUUUUUUUUUAAAGGUUUAUUUCUGGGCUUUUUGUGCCUUUAUUUGAGAGAUACAGUAGGACAGUGAGUCAGAAAUCUGGGAUAGAGAGAGAGUGGGCAAUGACAUGCGGGAAUGGAGCCACAGGUCGGAUUCAGGCCCGGUCCACCCGCUUGGAGGACCAUGGCCUCUUUACAUGGGGCGUGCGCAGUAACCACUACGCUACCAGUGCCCCAGUGCUUUUUUUAUUUUUCCAAGAGAUAAUGUUGCACCAAUUUUCAAUAACCAGAAAGGAAAAGCAGUGAAAGAGUUGUUUGUUCCCUUUGAAAAUGUUGUUUAGGUGUACUGUAUGUUGUUUAUGCUGUUAGCACAACAAAACUUAAGUGGAAAGCAACAUAAGAAUCUGUCCUCAAAUAUUUCAAAAAUAAAUUUCCCAAAGAGUUCAGCGCGCUUUCAAUAAGCUUUGAUGAAAAUAUAUUUUAAUUAGCCUAUUUUCCUGUUAGCCUCAUUGUUAUAAAAGAGUGGACAAUUGGUUAUCACAGCUUCAUUAAAAAUAAUGAUUAAAACAUCAAAUCCAUUAAACACAAAAAUAAGUAAACAAACAAAAAGGAGUCUUUGUUUUUGAUACUUAAGAAAAAGGAAAUAAGGACACACCUAAAAAAUAAUUUAAAUGUUUCUGAAAAUAUAAACAUUAAUAAAUUCAGAUGAAAAAGGAAGAAUUGCACUAAAAUACAAUAAUUUUGGACAUAAAUAUUUUUAAAUGAGAGGAUCAUAAUCACAGUAUUUUUUUUUUGCUGAUAGAUUGUAUAUUGACUUCCUCAAGUAUUCCUCUAAAUAUAUAACUUAUAUUUAGGUGUUUAAGUUGGUCUUCUUCCAUCUCGGUAAAUAUGCGACUAACAUUUCUGUUGGAUUAAAUAAAAAAUAUACCUUAUGCUGACUCAGUAUUGUAUCCACCUUUUUAUUGACUGCUUUCUUGUUGCAUUUUGCACUCCUGAAGGGGGCAGCAUUGUGCCUGGGAGGCGUGUUUGGUUCAUAUUUUAGAGGAGAAGAAGAAAGUGUUUGUCUGCGCUUGCGCAAUUUUCCUCAGUUGUGUGUCGGUGUCCCGCACAAAGUCCAGAGUAUUUACCCGGGUGUUUAAAACGACGGACAGAAAGUCAACAUGGGAUACAAACGACGAGCGAAAUACUUUGGUCAUUUCCUUUAGUCUGUAUUUGUUUCUCUCGUCUAUUUUCCUCUUAAUUUGUUUUAUUUAAAUCAUUGAGGCGGAGGCGGGAUGCAAAACUCAGAACAGUCGCUGGUUUUCUUUGACUUGGAGACAACUGGUCUGGAUCAGAGUUGUGAAAUCGUCCAGCUGGCUGCGGUGAGCGGAGGUCACUCCCUCAAUCUCUACGUCGUCCCUCGAUGUCGGAUGCAGCGAGGAGCCGCCAAAGUCACCGGCUUCAGGGUUCGCAGACACAGACUGUACCUCCAUCGCCAGCUCGUCCUCACCAACUCCCUGAGAGAGGUCCUCGUCUCCUUCAUAGCUUUCCUGCAAAUGCUCGAACGCCCCCUUGUCGUCGGCCACAACAUUCGGCGCUUUGACUGUCGCCUGCUGGCUCGAGCUCUGGACGAACUUGACCUCAGAGCAGAGUUUGACUCUUCGAUCUCAGGCUGCGUCGACACUCUGCUGCUGGCUCGGGAGAUGCUGAAGGACCGCGACCUCAAGAGUUUUCGACAGGAGAACCUGGUCAGGGAGUUACUGGGUGUGGACUACAAGGCCCAUGAUGCUUUGGAGGAUGUGCGGGCAUUACAGGCUCUGUACAGUGUGCUUCAGCCCACACCUGAGUUGAUCCACAGGCACAGAUUUACUCUGGACACCAUGAAAAACAAACCUGCCGUUAAAGCUGCUAAAUCCAAAGUGGCCUGUAAUCCUCCACAACAGCGCCCUCUGUGGGAGCACUUCAGAAAGACAGUGAAGCUCACAGGAGACAAAGCAGAGGAGCAUGAGGAAGAACCUAAAGGAUGAUAGAACUUUUUCUACAUCAGUGACGUACAAUGAGAUAAUUACACAGGCGACUGGCAGCUUGGUGGAUAGUAGAACACAUAAAACAUGACUGAAGAAAAAUCACCUCCAACAUCCUUUUUAGUGAAGCAAAGAGAAACAUAAUGAACAAAUGUGCAAAAAUAUGAUUCCACCUCAGCUGAAUGCAGUACUUACUUUAGGUUGUGAUGGCCUUUAUUUCUUUUUGGAUUUGGAUUUGUCAAUCUGAGGUCUACGAUCUGUAAGUGUCAACCUUUAAAAAAACAAAAACCUUUAAAAAAAAAAAAAAACCCACAUGCACUUUAGAGGAAGAGAAGGACGAGGUUGUUGACAUCUUGGUCUGUAGCUGCUCUUGUGGUUCAUCAAAGGGAACCUUAAGAUUACUGUCUGUUGUGUCUUCACUUAUAGAUGACUGUUAUCUGCAUAAAGUGCACUUUGUAUAAAGCCAACACUUAAACGUCUGUUAAUGAAGAGUGAAGAUUUCAAGUAUGUGUCUCUAACUUCUAUAAACAGCAGAACUUGAUUUUCAGUCACCACUGGUUGUUACUGGGAAUGUUUUUAGUUCUUUUUUUCUGAAUUCUCUUCAAGUUUUUGGUGAGCUCUACUGAUGUUUUUUUUAAGUUUAUGAAUGUGUUAAUAAAUAAUGUAUAUUUGCA
Labrus bergylta (ballan wrasse) is the source of this 3995-nucleotide messenger RNA. RefSeq names its product PML-like exon 9.2 (gene plex9.2). Gene Ontology annotation, molecular function: nucleic acid binding; 3'-5'-DNA exonuclease activity. Gene Ontology annotation, cellular component: cytoplasm. Gene Ontology annotation, biological process: DNA catabolic process. NCBI's taxonomy places the organism in Eukaryota, Metazoa, Chordata, Actinopteri, Labriformes, Labridae. The record is from RefSeq and is a predicted model, not a curated record.